AUGUCUCGAAUUGGCUCUAUCAAUGCCAUCUCCACAAUCAACACCAAACAACAACAACCAACAUCCCCAACUACUAAUAUUGCCUCCCCCACAGUCGUCAAACCAAUUGAAACAAAGGAAUGGCAAGUAGACUUUUCCAAAUUCCCCAUUGUUGAUACCGAUAGAAUGAAGCAAUCAUCAAAGAAAAAGUUGAGAAAGAAGGUUUCCCAAUUCUAUGAAAAACAAAAUGAGCUUGUUGAAGGAUAUGCUGAAUUAUAUACCAAUACAGUGACUAAGGAAUUUCUGAAGGAUUCCGAUGAAGAAGGAGAGGAAGGUGAUUCCUUUUUAAAAGAUACCACCAGUUUUUGGGUCAAUGUCUUGCUCUUAUUCUUGAAAGUUUCUGCCAGUUUGCUUUCCUUGUCCCUUUCUGUUAUUACAUCAACCAUUGACUCGAUUUUGGAUUUGGUCUCUGGACUCAUUCUCUUCUAUACAAACCUUUUGAAGAAAAAGAAGAGUGAUCUUCACUUGUAUCCAGCUGGUAAGGAAAGAUUGGAACCAUUAGGUUUUAUCAUCUUUGCCACCUGUAUGUCAACAGCCAGUUUACAAAUUAUUAAGGAAGGUGUUGUUGAAUGGAUUAUGAAACCAGAGUUACUCAAUGGAGAAAUGGAAUGGAUGCUUGGUAUCAAAAUUCCUUCCACUUUCAAAAUGGUAUUUUACAUUUAUGGUCUUUUUGUAUUGUUUAUUGCUAUUGUGUUGAAAUCUGUCCUCUAUGUUUUGUGUAUCAGAGCUAAGGAUUCUCCAUCAUGUGAAGCUUAUGCCUUCGAUCACAGAAAUGAUGUAUUGAGCAAUACCUUUUUAAUUAUAUCUCUCUUUGUUUCUCAGUGGGUUUGGUGGUUGGAUCCUUUUGGUGCUACUCUGUUAUCCAUUUAUAUUAUUUAUGGUUGGGUUGGUGAGUCGAUGGAACAUGUGACUAAAUUAGUUGGUUUGACUGCCGAAUCAGAGUUUAUCAAAAAGUUGACCUUUAUUGCUGUAAAUCAGAGUGAAAAGAUCAUGAAGGUUGAAACUGUUACUGCCUGGUACAGUGGUAUGAAUAUUAUUGCUGAGAUUCACGUUGUACUUCCACCUAACAUGUCCCUUAGAGAAGCCCAUAAUAUUGGUGAGGAUUUGCAAAUGAAGAUAGAGUCUGUCCCAGAGGUGGAACGAUGUUUCGUACAUUUGGAUUUCAAUGAUAACCAUAAAAUAAGUAAAUAA
Molecule: messenger RNA, 1230 nt
Organism: Naegleria gruberi
Lineage: Eukaryota; Heterolobosea; Eutetramitea; Acrasida; Naegleriidae
Exons: 3
Coding region: 1-1230 (409 amino acids)
Biological process (GO): transmembrane transport; monoatomic cation transport
Cellular component (GO): membrane
Molecular function (GO): monoatomic cation transmembrane transporter activity; calcium ion binding
Source: RefSeq, a predicted model, not a curated record